AUGACUCCCACAUUUUUCGGGCCAGUAAUAUCCGGAACAAUAAACAUCGACAAAUCCCAACCGUCACAAUUGUAUAACAACAUUAUCAGCACAUACACGACACAGGGCUCCUUCCACGAGCAACCCAACAUGGACUACUCCGACCUGUGGAAACUUCCAGGGAUUGGCAUCGACGAACUCCAAACAAAUGAAGAACUUAACAAACAAAUAAUAGCAAAUUUUUAUUCAACCGUGCAACUUAAAAACGGGAAAAUCUAUAUACAAUUUCCUUGGAAGUCAAACAAACACUGCUUAGCCGACAAUUACAACCUAGCACUGAGCCGACUCCAUCAAUUAUGUAAAAUGAGAAUCAAGAAUCCCGAAUGCUGGGAAGAAUACUGCAACAUAAUUCAAGAACAAAAGGACAAACACUUUAUCGAAGAAGCACCUCAUGCAUGGAAAACAAUAUGCGAGCAGACCGACGGGUUUAUUUUGAAUCUCCCACGUACAAUAUUGAGCAAUUACGAAGACACUCAAUACGAACUUCACACCUUUGUUGACGCAUCGGCAAGAGCUUAUGCGACCGUCGCAUACCUGCGCUUAAUAAGCCAUCAAGGAAAAAUUACAAGCGCAAUUGUAAUGGCCCGACAGCGUUUGGCACCGAUUAAUGCGAAAACAAUGACAAUUCCACGAUUAGAACUCUUGGCACUUCUCAUAGGAGUGAGACUUACAAACUUUUUGUUAAAAGAACUUAAAUUGCAUAUCACAACCACCAGAAUCUAUAGCGAUUCACAGGCAGCCCUGCAUUGGGUGCAAUCCCAAACGAAAAACGGACACAAAGACGAGGAGUCGCCAGAAAGAGAAGUUCAGGCGAACUCAACGAUAUUCAUCAACACCUCACUCAAGCAAUUUCCCUCCACUUUAUUGACGAAAUUUUCCAACCUCAAAACAUUGCAGCACAUAACAGUUUACGACAAACUUCCUAAGGAUGCCCAAGAUAUCAUAGCCACCAAAUUACCGGAAGUAACGAAAAUUUCUGCGACCACACCU
Ostertagia ostertagi is the source of this 1029-nucleotide messenger RNA. The record is from the annotation of a GenBank genome assembly. NCBI's taxonomy places the organism in Eukaryota, Metazoa, Nematoda, Chromadorea, Rhabditida, Trichostrongylidae.